AUGUCGCUACUUGGGAGACUUCUAUCUAGCACAUCAUCCUCGCCAAAUAUUAUCCCAGACUCGUACCUUGAAGACCAAUUUACUUUCAACUUAUUGUAUCCAGAACCUGAGGCAUUAUGCCACAAAGACCAAAUUUUCCAGUUAACAUCGGGUACUACUACUCAUCAUGGCGCAAUGAAUAAUUUCGACUUGAACCCUGACUACGAUUUAGAGAUACGAGAUAUUCGGGUGAUAAUAAUGCAAGAGGCUACUGCUAAUACUGGAUCAGCAUAUCUACUUUAUGACAGCCACGCACCGCGCAAUGCCAUCACCGUAAAUUCCGCAAUUACAGGCGCUUCUGGCAACAACAGUAUUUGCCCCACCAGUUCAAACUGUAAGCCUAGCGCUCAAAAAAUCUCCAGAUCUGUUGGUAUCAAAUCCCAAAACUCUUGUGGAGCAAGAGCCCCCAUUCACUACAGUCACGUUGGACCAGAAGCAGCUAGGAACAUUAGUAGUGAAUCAAGUUCACAACAGUAUACUCGGGAAUAUCAAGAUGAGGUGACGGCAUUUUCGAAUUGUAUUUUUGGAAACUCCGAUAUCUUAGCAUAUAAAGGUCCCGGUACUAAAGUACAUGUACUUCCCUCGAGAGACCGCUCCUCGCUCGUGCCCAAUUCACUAGCUAGUGAAAGAGCUAGCUCAUUAAAAAGGUCAAGUUUUCAAACUAGCCGGCUGGCCAACUCUUCCACACCUGAAAAGGUUCUAUCACCGCUCUCAGCUGGGUUAUCAAGCCCGAGUACGCUGAUCAAGGUUCCCUCGAAAAAGAUUCUCAUCACACGCAUGUUUCCCGUGCGAUUACAAAAAGAAACUGUAUCUCAAACUGAAAACAAAAACCUACGAAUUGCAUCAGGCUCUAAUUUUACUAGCCGCAAAUUAUCAGAUAGUCAAAGUAAGGCACUGAAUAGAAGCCAUUGUCUGCAGCCAAAACCAACAAAGACUCCAAUGUAUGCAGUUGGCUUAGUAAUUCGUCCUCCUACGUCCGUAUUUCCUAUGACACAUGUUUCUAGAUCAGGUCUUAGAAGUUUAGGGUCGCUCACAGACAAUGAGUCAUUUCCAUCUUCUUUUGAUUCAGAACAGCGAUCUGGCUGUAGUAUUCUGGGAUAUGAUCAUGGACUGGAAUCUGUGGACUUUUUAGCGUCUAGUAAUGUUGAUGGUCGCAUUGAUAUUGUUGCUCAACAUUGGGAUAUUAUUACUAGAACUUUAUCGGACCUUCAAGCAGUAGCAACAUUAUCACUUCUUCCUAUGCUAAGACAAACUUUAGCUGGACAUUCUAAUCUCAGAAAGGAAUUUCAAUACUUCGGCAACCGUACCCCACGUUCUGCGACAAAUGAAACUAAAGAACUGAUAAAUUUCCAAGCUCCAAGAGUAAAUUCUAAAAAUAUACAGCUAACGGCCAAUUGUUUAAUGCAGACAGAAAAAUUACAGAAAGCAGUCGAAGCCUCUCGCCAGCGCAUCGUAACUGGGAUCAAAGCUCGCCAAGUUAUUACUGGGCAGGGCAGAUGGGGUAUAUGGCGAGAUCAAGCUCGAGUAAUAAAUCGAUGGGCCGGAGGAAAGGAUCAAAGCUUUUUUUUCUUCAAUUUACUAACGGCAUUUCUUGGAAAUCAUACAGAUUGGCUUCAAGCUCUUGGACCAAGGUGCUACAGGCAGCGAUAUGUAAAAAAACAGAGAGCAGUAAAAGACGAUCAUAUGAACCUGCCCUCACGGACAGUUAUAAUCUCAAAUAACAAAGUAGUAGCUCGUCGGCUGGCAUUUUUACUUUCAUCAUUCUUGCCUCCAAGGAAUAUACUGGGUAGACAUCAAAGACCUAGAAGUUCAGUUUCACCUGAUGCCAGCUUAGAAUCCCCAACGCGACUUACUUCCAAGCCAAUACUAACAAAAGAUUCUAAAAAUGGAUCUCAUAAUUUUGCUGAUGCUGGAAUAACUGACCACCCCCAAUCACGAAUCUAUCCUAAUAUUCUUACUCAGUACUCGAGCAGAUUAGACUUUUGUAAACAGUCUGAAAGAGAUGCGCAAUUUACCACAUCGAAUAGAACUGCGAACUUACCUAUACCUGGGAGUCACUUAGGUGCUCGCAAGAGUACUACCUCAACUGCAUCUACAGCAACACCUAUAACAACAAUCCCAUAUUUCUCAACUAGGAGAUACGCCAGAAAUUCCAAGUCUUUUUUGAAUACAGAGAAUAACGGAAGUCUAGCUGCAGAUGAUCUUCUUCGUUUGAACCAACGUAGAACCAUACCCGACUUAGAGAAUAACCAAGCUCCAGGGUGGGGGAACGUUAUCAGUGGACUUUGGAGUAGCUCUAAAAGAGCAUGCUCAAAUCCUACAAAUAGUCAAGUCACACCAUUUAUCUCUAGCUUAGAUAUUCAAAAUUCACAGAAAAUUAUCAACCUCCAAAGAAAAAAUCAAGGGACUGAACGGAAGACUGCGACGAAUAUAGGUUUUCCGAAGAAUGAUAUUAACCGUCAUACAACAAGAGAUUCAAAUCGCUCCAGUAUUGUUAUGACGAUAUCGAAUGAUGCGUCAGCCCAAAUGCCGCUUGAAGAGGAAACGGAAGGCAAGAAUCGAGUUUUAUAUUCUCCAGGAGCUUACGAGUCUUCAGUCAAGACUUCUUUCAACAAAGAAGAUGGUGUUAUUGACAUAGAAGUCCCCUUGCCAGACUAUCUAGGUCUCGAAACCAACGUCAGUUCACCAUCAAGCAGCGGCUAUCAAUCAACACCCGAUCUCGAUAACCACAUGGAAUCCUUUGAGCACUCUUUUCCGACGGACCUUGAUCCUAAUACCAAUCUGAAUGUUGGUGGCUGGCUUCCUCAGUUCUGCCCAGACUUUACUGUACAAGCAGUGCCUAAUUAUGACGAGUUAAUUGAUGAGAUCAAAGAUUCUUUACGUUCUGAACCAACACCUUCAUCUGUUAGCCAUAAAGUUCAAGGUUGGGCUACUAUAAGUAGUGCUAUUAUCGCUGAUAGCACUAAUUUCACAAUUAAGAGAAUCCUAUAUCGUCGCCUAAUUCAGGCUCAACCCACAAUUCAUGAAACAUCAAAAACUGGUUACUGCCAAUUUAACGAAUCUCACCUAUCAACCAAUCAAACGUCAUUAGCGGAAGAUCAAGAAGAUGGUUGUUUUAUUGAAGAGCCUAUCGUAUCAAUGGAUCCCAAAUUGACAGAGGCAGUUGAAAAAAUUACAGCACAAUCAGGACAUUCAAAUAUUUUGUUUGAAGGUGCGCCUGGAUCGACGACGCGGAGAAAAAACUGCCUCAACCGUUCCCCGCCAGAAAUAGUGAGUCCAGGCCUUUGCGAGGUGCCCAGAAACGAAUGUAAGCAUAUUGUUUUGGGCGCGCUCGAACAGAUCGUAAAAGAAGUAGCCGAAGACAAAAACUCCGGUGGAUCCGGAAAUGAGGUCGACAACUUCCUUAGAAGAAGUGUUAGAAACUGGCUUUCAAAUUUGGACCAGGAAGACUAA
Blumeria graminis f. sp. triticale is the source of this 3492-nucleotide messenger RNA. Lineage: Eukaryota; Fungi; Ascomycota; Leotiomycetes; Helotiales; Erysiphaceae. The record is from the annotation of a GenBank genome assembly.